This is a messenger RNA of Limulus polyphemus (Atlantic horseshoe crab), 2992 nucleotides long. RefSeq lists its product as uncharacterized. The record is from RefSeq and is a predicted model, not a curated record. The annotation marks the transcript as partial. NCBI's taxonomy places the organism in Eukaryota, Metazoa, Arthropoda, Merostomata, Xiphosura, Limulidae. The transcript is spliced from 3 exons.
UAUAUGAGUUCAGUGGAAUGUCGUGUUUACGAGUAGAGUUGAACUGAAAGAAAAAUACAAGCACAAAGCUACAUAGAAGUCUAUCUGCGCUGGGUCCACCGGGAGUAUCUAAACCCGAUUUUUAGCGUUAUAAGCCUUCAGAGCCACCAGGGAACCGUGUCAUGCAGUCCAACCUGUAUUUGAUGCAUAAUGUCUCAUGUUACCAAUGAGUGUGACUUUAGUCCACUCCAUUUACGAUGACUUCCAACAGAGUGGAUGCGGCUACCUUGACCAGUCUUACCAGGAAUCGAAACAAGUUAAUGCGGCUUGCAGAAGGUAUUAAACGCAGGAAGAAGUCGAGCAAAAAAAAAGUACACGAUUUCUCCUACGAUCCUGCUUACACUAACAUUGAGCAUUUAGUGUUUGACCGAAGCGGCCGACAGCAUAUUAACUCGACAGUUGUUUGUGACAAUCAGGUCAUUUCUCUUUCUGAAGUUCCGUCCAACAAUCCAGCCAAAGUUGAAUCAGUGGGUACGUGCCAUUGUAAGACUGUUCCUUCCACGAGAGGCUGCGAGUGUCCUGAGUACACUUUUCAUAUAACACCAAAAGAUGACGCCACCUGUACAAAGCCGACAUCUGACAGCCGUUUAGAACAAACAGUGAGUGAUGCCGACACGAGAGAAUGUGGAACAGGCGCUCUCGUGUUCUUGCCUUCCUCACAUGACACAAGGAAGCUGCAAACACAAACCUCAGCUGGUAGUUUUCCUCGAAGAAACCGUCCAUGCACAGUCCAUGAUGAGGAUUGGACAUUCAAUACCCUGCCACCCAGUGCUAGUGGACUUCUAACGGACGAACAACAUGUGAAUGGGUCUUCUUUUCAAUUCAGAAAUAACCACGCUGUUUUAUGCAGUGAAGCUUUAUCUGAUUGUGGCCAUAUGGGCCCAUGCUCAGUUGAACGUAACGAUUCAGCGGAAGAAAAUACCGUUACUCAGGUAAGAAAUAUAAAAAGCAACACUGCUCAAGUAGUUUCAGCGGAAGAAAUCAAGUUUGAUAUUAAAAGUGCUUCAGAAGUUAGUUGCUUUGGUACAGAAUUUUCGUUGCAAGAAAAUAACGAAACUUUAUAUAGGGAUAUAAAUAAUUUUACUUAUAAUCACAAGGAAGCUGAACUGUGUUAUUCAUCUCCAUCAGUAAGUGAACCUGUCAUAAUCUUCAGUAAUGUGCAAAGCUCUGUAGAAAAUAAGGUGGGUUCUUAUUUCGCUACUGACAAAGAACAAUACAUUCCCACCCCAGUAUCUCAUAGCAAACAAUUUUUGAACUGGAAACCCAAAAGUAAUAUCAUAAAUCAAGAUGAUGAAAGUGUUGAAUCCAAUACGAGGAAAUUAAGUGUUCAGUCAUUUCCUUUCCCAAACAGAGGUGUGUCGUCAGAAAAUUUGUAUUCAUCGUGUAAUGAUCAAAGUUCUAAGGGUUCUUGCACAGAAAGUGUAAGAUCUUCUGGCGUACCGAGACUUUUGGUACACGAGAAAAAGGCCGAUGACCCAUCUUCACCUACAUUGUUUGACGACCAUAAUGUUGGCAUAAAAGAAAGUUAUUGUUCUGUUGUUAAUAAUGUCGAAACUUUUGCUUCCAAAAAAAGUCACGUGGAUUACAUCUUUCUACAAAACCACUUUGACGCUGGUACAGCUGAUUAUGAGAAGUUAAACAAGAAAAAAACAGAACCCCAACACUUUACACAAAAGGGAUCGACCAGCAACUUCGACAAGACAACAAGCUUUAGUAAUGAAAAUGGGACUAUAGGUAUUGAAAAUAUUACUUGCAAAAUUACAGUUAAACCUAGAGAGUGUAGGUCUUUGAAAAAUACCGAUUUCCAGCAGAGCAGAAAGUUUGAUAAAAAAGAAUAUAUAAAAUGGAUACACUUUCAUCACCUGAUUCACAGUCUUCAAAGACAAGCGUUUACCCAUCUUUGACAGAAAAUUGUACCGGUAAUUUAGUUGAAGCGAAAAGAAAUGAGAAGUUAAUAGUAGUAACUGGUUCUAAGAAACCUAACAAAAAUAUUUCUCAUGAACGUUCUGAAUGUCAAGAUAGUUUCAGGGUUAAGUCGCCAGUUUCUGUAACAUCUCCAGUAUUUUCUAAAAAUGAAGAAAAACACCAAGACGUUAUUUUGAAGCAAAUUUUUAAUGCUGACACAAAAUCUGAUAAACAUGUAGAUAAUUUGAUUGUGGGUAAAGACCUUAACAACAGUGAUGAACAUGCAUCAAAGGUUUCGAAUAAACGUGACGAAUGGAUCGAUGUCGACUACACUUUUACAGAACACAUAGUCAAAGAGGAGCAACGCUCACGAGAUGAUUUAGUCCCAGAUCAGGUUUCAAUAAACUCACCUUUAGCUUUUAGUGUUAAAGAGGAAAUUGGUGCAAACCAUUACGGUAUCGAGUGCGAAUCUCAUCAUGAGGAUAUUAAUAGUGUUGAAUAUGUUACUCCAGAUGGCACAGCUUUAGACGCUUUGGUGUGUAUCUCUAAUGAACAUAAAGUAGCUGACGAACACUGGAAAGAACUCUACAAGGACGAAGACUUGUUUCAAAGUAAUGUGUCUCUUCCUCAAGCAGAGGUUGAAAAAAUUGGAUUGACAUCAAGAUCUAAUAAUUCAAAAGAUUUUGAAAGUGGGACUAUCCACCAUUUAAACCUAUUGGUUUCGCCAUCUGCUGAGGCUUGUGAUUCAUCGUCAGCCAAUCUUCCCUAUCGAGAGGCCAAAGCUGAUAUCCAAAAGACUGGACUGUAUUCAAAAAACAAAGACUGGAAAUCUGUAAGAACCUCCCUAUCUGUUCAAGAUGAAAAAAUAACUCUUGAAUUCAAGCCUAUUAUGUGUUCAAACACCCUUACUAGAAACUAUAAUAAUUCGAACACAAGUCGAUCAGUAGCGAAUGGAGAGGAUGGAAUUAACAUUCCUUUUUCUGUGGUGAUACCUAUACCAAACAUUAACCACUCACGAGGAAGUAUCAUCGAAAGAAGACAAGAGAAA